AUGACUAGUUUUUCAUCUAAUUCUUCCGCAAAGCCCGGGGCAGAAGGAGCGGCUGUCAAGAAUUCAUCAAAAGAUGAGUCUGGGAGUGACAUAAAUCCUCAUAUUCCGCAAUAUAUAUCCAAAGCUCCUUGGUAUCUUAAUAGUACUCCAGGCUUGAAACAUCAAAGACAUCGUGAAUCUAUAAAGGCUAGUAUAGAUACUUGGCAUAGACGUGGUGUAAAGUCAGAAGUAGCCAUUAAAUAUCGCAAAGGUGCCUGCGAAAAUUGCGGAGCAAUAACUCAUGAUAGCAAAAGUUGCGUAGAACGGCCGCGAAAGAAGGGAGCAAAGUAUACCAAUGCAGAUAUAUGUCCAGAUGAGUACAUUGUAAAGGAAGAAAACCUAGGAUAUGAUGCCAGUCGUGAUAGAUGGGCUGGUUUCGAUCCAGAUUCUCACAAAGUUAUCGUAGAUGAAUACCAAGAUAUAGAGAAGGAACGUGCCAAACGUAAAAUGAGUAAACUAUCUGGUAAUAACGGUGGAGAUGAUGAUAGUUCUGACAGCGAUUCCGAUGGUAUAAAAAUGGGCGAAUUCGGAGAGAGCGAUGCUACAUUUGGCACAAAAGACUCGAAUACUCGUACAACUACGAGAAAUUUGCGUAUAAGAGAGGAUACAGCAAAGUAUCUUAUAAACCUGGAUUUGGACUCUGCAUUUUAUGACCCAAAGUCGCGAUCCAUGAGAGGAGAUCCACUAAUCGGUUUAAAGAAUGCACAUCAGCAUUCUUUUCGUGGAGACAACGUUUACUUUAAUUCUGAGGAAACCUAUAAACCCAAAGAACUUGAAGUUUUUGCCUGGGAAACUCACAAAAAAGGUGUAAAUCUUCACUCGGUGGCGAAUCCUACGGAGCUGGAAUUCAUGUAUAAAAAAUCCAAAGAUGAGCAAAAGGAACGUCUGGAAAAACGGCGUGGAGAGCUUAUUGAACAGUACAAAGCCGGAGAAUAUCUAGAAAAUUUCAAAGAGUUACAACAUUUAUCAAAGGUUUCCUCUUCAGACAUUGUACAUUCAGACAAAAGGACUGUAGAAUAUGACGAAGAAUCCAUACUUGGACAUUCACAAGUUUGGGGUUCACAUUAUGAUCGUGAAAAUGGGUCUUGGGGCUACAAGUGCUGCCUUUCCACCGAACGGUUUUCAAAAUGCACAGCUUAA
This is a messenger RNA of Theileria equi strain WA, 1179 nucleotides long. Its product is annotated as step II splicing factor, putative. Lineage: Eukaryota; Apicomplexa; Aconoidasida; Piroplasmida; Theileriidae. Bases 1 to 1179 code for a protein of 392 amino acids. Gene Ontology annotation, cellular component: spliceosomal complex. Gene Ontology annotation, molecular function: pre-mRNA 3'-splice site binding. Gene Ontology annotation, biological process: mRNA splicing, via spliceosome. The record is from RefSeq and is a predicted model, not a curated record. The transcript is spliced from 5 exons.